AAAGGCUGGGGAGUGCUGGCGGCGCAGCGGAUCGAGCGCGGCGAGCACGUGGGCGAGUACACGGGUGAACUCGUGUCGACCCGCGAGAUGCAGCGGCGCUAUCGUCAGCGCUACGAUCCCAAGGCGAUCAACUACGUGCUGUCACUGCGGGAGCACGUGGCCCGCCAAGAGGAAGACGGCGGCGGCUCUGCGCUGGGCUUCGACGUCGUGCGCACCAACGUGGACGCGUCUAGCAGCGGCAGCGCGACGCGCUUCUUCAACCACAGCUGCGCGCCCAACCUCGAGGUGGCGGCGGUGCGCGUGGACUCGUUCAUCCCGCGCUUGGCCUUGUUCGCCAGACAACGGAUCAACGCUGGCGAGGAGCUGACGUUCGACUACGGAGGAGGCUCUAAGCUAGCAGAAGGGCAUCCGUGUCGCUGCGGGGCCACAAAGUGUCGAGGCUUCCUU
Molecule: messenger RNA, 447 nt
Organism: Phytophthora sojae
Lineage: Eukaryota; Oomycota; Peronosporomycetes; Peronosporales; Peronosporaceae
Exons: 2
Molecular function (GO): protein binding
Source: RefSeq, a predicted model, not a curated record